AUGGGGCCCUGGCGCUGCCUGCUCCUCCUGCCGCUCCUCGCCGCGGCACCGCGCGCACAGCAGCAGCAGUUCAUGGAGUACGUGGAGCGGCGGCUGGUGAUGCUGGAGGAGAGGAUCGCGCAGUGGCACGAUCAGAGCAGCCGUUACUCCACGGAGCUGCGGGACUUCAAGAACCAGGUGCUGGGCAUGCUGGAGACGGCGGAGAAGGAGCGCGAGGCUCUGCGGACCGAGGCGGAGAGCGCGGCGGCGCGGGUGGACCGCCUGGAGCGAGAGGUGGAUUACCUGGAAACGCAGAACCCCGCACCGCCCUGCGUGGAGGUGGACGAAGUGCUGACGGAGAAGCAGGCGGCCACGGCCAAGCAGAGGAAGAACGAGAAGUACAGCAAAGUGACGGAUUGCAGUGACACCAUUGCAAGCGUCAGAGCCAUGAAGAUCCUGAAGCGCUUCGGCAGCGCCGUGGGGCUCUGGACCAAGGAUGCUGCAGGGAACUCCGAGAAGAUUUACGUCUUCGAUGGCACCGCCAACGACACGGUGUACGUCUUCCCCCGCAUGCGGGAGUUCACGCUCUUCUCGGCCACGCGCCGUGCAGCCCGCAUCAAGCUGCCCUACCCCUGGGUGGGCACCGGGCACCUGGUCUACGGCGGGUACCUCUACUACAUCCGCCAGCAGGGCCCAUUCCAGGUGAUCAAGUUCGACCUGGCCAACAAGACGGUGGUGGACAGCUCGGUGUUCCCAGCCGAGGAGCAGAUCCCCGUCUUCGGGCUCUCCCCCUUCACCUACAUCGAGCUGGCGGCGGACGAAGAGGGGCUCUGGGCCAUCUACGCCACCAAGGAGAACGAGAAGAACAUCUGCCUGGCCAAGCUGGACCCCGACUCGCUGGACAUCGAGCAGAUGUGGGACACGCCGUGCCCGCGGGAGAACGCCGAGGGCGCCUUCGUGGUGUGCGGGGCUCUGCACGUGGCCUACAACACCCGGCUGCCCAGCCGCUCCCGCGUGCAGUGCGUCUUCGACGUCAGUGGGACGCUGCCCCCCGAGGAGGCUUCCCUCGUGUACUUCCCCAAACGCUACGGCUCCCAUUCCAGCAUGAAGUACAGCCCCCGCGAGAGGCAGAUCUACGCCUGGGACGACGGCUAUCAGAUCAUCUACCGCAUGGAGAUGAAAAAGAAGCUGGAGGUCUGAAGGGCCCCUGCAAAAGCCUGGACUGAUGAAAUGAGGUUUUCUACUAUGUGAUGCAAUGAAUAAAUGCUAUGCAGCACA
This is a messenger RNA of Centrocercus urophasianus (Greater sage-grouse), 1257 nucleotides long. It is a transcript of the gene OLFML3, whose product is annotated as olfactomedin like 3. The record is from RefSeq and is a predicted model, not a curated record. The transcript has 3 exons. Bases 1 to 1179 code for a protein of 392 amino acids. Lineage: Eukaryota; Metazoa; Chordata; Aves; Galliformes; Phasianidae. Gene Ontology annotation, biological process: signal transduction.